AUGUCGACAGUGUCCGUUGUGAACUGCGUGUCGCCCGUGUCCCUCCGCACGUGCGGCUCUUCCAAUGGGAGCCUCCUCCAAAGAAGAAGGCAGCUCCAGCGAACCUCGUCGGUAAAGCGGCAGUUCGCAAGCCCGUCACGUGAUGACGAUUUCCAGUUACACUGCCGCUCGCCAGUACCAGAAGGGUUGGAGCGCUCUCUGGUCGCCUCGCCGCUAUAUAGCCCGGUCCCCCAGAGCCACAUGUCACCCUAUAGCCGCUGUAGAUCUUCCGCUCUGGUGAACAAGAGCGCCUCUUCGUUCUCCAGCCCUUCACGUGAUGAGGAUUUCAGAUUACAGGGCCGCUCGCAAAUACCGGGGGGUUUGGAGCGCACUCUGGUUGCUUCGCCGCUCCUCAGCCCGGCUCCCCUGAAUCCUUCCCAUCUGGUUAACAAGACUCCAUCCUACUCGUCGGACGGGAUGAGCGAGGAGAACCUUGAUGAUCACAUGAACGGAGUACAUGACUCCUCAGAUCUAUGUAUAGUCGGCUCGAAACCCUACAAAGAGUCGAAGGAAAGGAUCCUUCCAAAAAGUGUUUGCCCUGGACAAAUACAGACGGCUUCUCCUGUCAUGAACCUUCUGCCCGGGGACAUGCUGGAAGUCGAGCGCUCGCGCAGCGCCUCCCCUUGCAACCCGCCAUCCAGCCCAAUCAAUUACCGGCUUUCAUUAGAAGGCUUUGUUGUCGGCGGCAAAAAACUGUCGUACCCAGAACGUGACCAUAGUAUGGGGGUUGGAAAUAGCCCUGAUUUCCGUCCUGGGUUUGUGAGGGCGGCGCCGCAGCACUGCGGGAAGUGUGAGGGCCGGAUGAUGAAGCAGGAACAGUCACAGGUCGUCCUCCACCGCAGGUUCAGUCAGGUCAUUAACACAACACGUCUGCUACGUAGCCGUCACGACAUGAGGACCGUAAACGACGUUUGCCAUGGAGCCACGCCGCCGUGUUCUCACACACCAAGCAAAGGCUACCAUAGCAGUAUGUCACACUUCACCGGAUAUGACGUCACCAGCACAUGCACCACGUGCUCGAACGUAGAUGAAAAGCCGGCAGUAAAAUUUGAAAGGGCAAAAUCCGUUUUUGAAAUUAAUUCGGAGCGGCGGAAGGAGAAACAGGAAGAGUUGCGCGCGCGGCAACUUGAGCGGGAGAAGCGGAAGGAAGAGCGUAGAUACGAGGAGCUCUUGCGUCUGUACGACAAGAUAAGCUUGAAGGAGGAGCGCUCAAAGGCGGCGAUAAUAAAGAAACGCAGCCGCCUGGCGUUUACAACCGUCAGGCCAGUGGCUCCGGCAGAGGAAGAUUUGGGGCGUAAUAAACCGGCUCAGGAACCAGACAAACAAAUCCCGAGCAACAGUGUCAGUCGACAGAACAGUGAUGCCAAAGAAGAAUUUGACGUCACUGAAAUAUGUCCUUCCGCUGACGUCCCGAUUGACGAAUCGUCUGUCUUUACCACGCCGAUACAGGAGUCUGACUCCGAUAUUGAAACACACAGUAAUUUAUCCAUCGAGUCAUAUAUGUCAUAUAUGCAACUUUCUUCAGCAAAAAAACAACUAAGAACGCUAUCGACACACUCACUGAAUAUAACUCUUGGAGCGACUGCAUAUGUCGUCAAUUGUCAAGAGGUUGACGGAUAUGCUGACGACCAGAACCUGAUACGACGUUGCUUGAGCGACAUAUAUACCUUUUCACGCAUAUCUCGUGAUGCGGAGAGUGGCGUAUCUGAUUUCCGGUUGAACCCUCUGGGAGUUUUCAACGAUACUGAGAGUGGUAUACUCCGUAGAUUCCAGCACAGAAGUAGCAUGACACCAACUAUUCCUCUAAUAAGUAACAUUGGGAGAAAUCGAUGCAACACAAAUGAAUACUGUGUAACGAGUGACGUUGAGCCGAACGAGCGUGAUGAGUCAUUGAUGACCCCACACGACGUCAGUUCAGAAGAAGCUCAUGCGGAGCUGGAGCAAUUGGCAGAAGACCCGACAACCACUUCUGCGCAUGUCCUUGGAGAGGAUAUCGACAGAGAUGACGCUAAUAAGAACACGUGCCGGCCUUUCUCUUUCAGCACGAUGACGUCCACGAUGAUCGUGCCCAGUCCCCAGGUCCCUUGCUCCCAGUGGGUGUCCUUCAACGCCGACAAUGAGCCGGUCCUCAACACCGCGCCGCAAGUGGACGACGGAUGCGACACAUUCCUCAAGCGCCUUCAGCGGACACGCGUACAGAACCCCUCAGAUUCGAGCCUGCCGUCCGGCCAGCAGUUCUGUUUCGAGGCGAUGGUGGACAAGCGCUACAACCGAUGGAAGCGUCGGCGCCGGAAGAAGAACGGAGACCUCCGCCGCAUCAACACUGUCCCCUGCCUCAGCGAGAGCUCUGACGACAAUGACGAACGAACAUCCGCGGUUGAGCGUAUUUUGGACAGUAUGUACGAACAGAUUCACGGGCCCGCCCCUCACACCCCAAACGGAACACGCGACACCCCGCGCAUACGCAACAGAAGGCGGCGGAAUCUGGAUGGCGACGGAAACUGCACUCCAACCAGCCAGGGCGGCAACUCGGAUGAGGAGAGCGGCUCCAUACCCCUCCAUUAUGACGCCAGCGAGGAGUGGACGUCAUCAACCGACGUCAUCGGCGUCAGCUCGUCGUCAGGGCAACAGCCAGUUCAUCAAAGCAACAGCCAAAACUACUUCACUUACACCAACACUGACCGUUGUUCUAAAUACGACGAUUCAGCUAAAGAUGGGAAGCUUACCAACAAGUGUGCUCUAUCAGACGGCCACUGUGGCUCAGUACGCGUGGACCUUUGUAACUGGCCACACCUUGAACAGUACAAACAACAGAUCAUGGAACGGAUACAAAAAACUUCAAGAGAAGAGUUGGACCAGCGGGAAUGGCUUCCGGACAUCGGCAAUAACUACGACGAUGAAGCAGACGAUAACGGGAAUGACGGCAUCGAUGAUGAGGCAGACGACAGUGAGAAUACCCUUACAGGGGAAGACAACAAUGAAAUUAUGAUCAGCAUCUCCCAAAUCGCUCCAUCGGAGCCACCCAAGCGGCGUGCGUACCAGGAAGUCGUCAAAGAAUCGGAAAGAGAUCCAAAAAGAGCUCCGCUACAGCGACUGGCCCCCGCCGUGAACACAUACUCAUAUACGAAAUGGUCCAGCCUGGAGGCCAAGAACAAGAAGUCGGUGACAGCUGGCGCUGGUUCCAGGCCCCUGUCACGGUCCAGCUGCCAGACGUUAAGCGAUAUGGGUACUGACCCCCAGAGCCGGACACCGAAAGCGACUCCUAAGCGGGGCUCACUCCCACAGAAUACUAGGCCGAUCAAGACAGUGAAUAGUUUCAACAAAAAUAAAUCAAAACGCGAGGUUCGGAAGGAGCUAUACGGAACCCAAAAGCAGAACCUCAACCUCCCCUCCCUCGGCAAAAACGAGCGCGUGCAGACGAUCCCAAUACACAGCAGACGAGACAGCGUUGUCAGUCUCCAAGACGCCCGGAAGAAAACAUCCCUUGCGACACCUGAAAGCGGCGGUAACGAGGCUCGCCCUCGCACACAGACCACGGACGGCGGACGGACGGCCGCGGCUGAACGGAGCGGCCAGCCAGUGCCCGACUUCCUUUUCCGGGACUUCUACCUCCGCCAGCUGUACGGGAAGAAGGUUCGCGUCAACUCACAUGUAGAGUCUUACAAAAAUGGUGGGCGACUUCGGAAAUCAUUGACAGUAGACGGGCUCGAAUCGGGCGGCCGGAAAUUCCCUCGAAAGGCGGUGACGGACGUUGCGAAACCCUCGGAGCUACGGUUCACGCGCGCGUUUACCUUCUCAAUGUUUAAUCUCCCGGAAAUGUACCAGCUCUACAACACCAGCCUGGAAGGACGGGCUCUGGGACAGGGCGCAGACCUGUAGACGCG
Mya arenaria is the source of this 3923-nucleotide messenger RNA. RefSeq lists its product as uncharacterized. Lineage: Eukaryota; Metazoa; Mollusca; Bivalvia; Myida; Myidae. The record is from RefSeq and is a predicted model, not a curated record. The transcript has 17 exons. Bases 1 to 3918 code for a protein of 1305 amino acids.